Molecule: messenger RNA, 1863 nt
Organism: Brachypodium distachyon (stiff brome)
Lineage: Eukaryota; Viridiplantae; Streptophyta; Magnoliopsida; Poales; Poaceae
Product: violaxanthin de-epoxidase, chloroplastic
Exons: 6
Coding region: 183-1541 (452 amino acids)
Biological process (GO): xanthophyll cycle
Molecular function (GO): violaxanthin de-epoxidase activity
Source: RefSeq, a predicted model, not a curated record
CACGUCCUGGUGCUCCGCGCCACACGAGCGCUUCUCUUUCUCUUCCAGGAGAGGAGAGGAGAGCCAAGCUUGCCUCACCGUGUUAUCCUUUUUCCAUCCGCGCGCCCCGCUGUCUCCAUUCUCUCCAUCUCGGCCUAUCCAGUCCCUUCCCUUCGUGUGGAGAUUGGCAGAUUGCGGCACAAAUGAUGUUACGGCAGGGCACGAAUCACGUCUUCCUCACCGAAGGCUCUUCCAACAUUCUCCACUGUCCCAGCUCUAGAGGCACAACCAGCAAGAGCCGCGGCACCGUCCGGUUCCACCGGUGCUGUGUGAGGGCUAACCUAUGGAGGACUGACCACCUCCAUGUAAACAUUGCUCGGUCCGAGGUCAAGGUACACAAUGUAUUGCAAGUAUCUGAUGUUCUCAAUGGCAUCAAUAAUUGGAGCAAAUUGCAACUGGUCACCAUGACAGGGCUGGUGGCAUGUGUAGUUCUUGUAGUCCCUUCGGCUGGUGCCACUGAUGCUCUCAAGACAUGUACUUGCCUGCUCAAGGAAUGCAGGAUAGAGCUGGCCAAAUGCAUAGCCAACCCAUCCUGUGCAGCAAAUGUGGCAUGCUUGAAUACAUGCAAUAAUCGACCUGACGAGACCGAAUGCCAGAUCAAAUGUGGGGAUCUGUUCGAGAACAGUGUGGUCGAUGAAUUCAAUGACUGUGCCGUUUCACGCAAAAAGUGUGUCCCAAAAAAGUCUGAUGUUGGCGAGUUCCCAGUCCCUGAUCCAUCUGCCCUUGUCAAGAACUUCAACAUAGCAGAUUUUACUGGCAAGUGGUACAUUUCAAGUGGCCUAAAUCCUACCUUCGACGCAUUUGAUUGCCAGCUUCAUGAGUUUCAUGUCGAGGGGGACAGACUUGUUGCAAAUUUGGCAUGGAGAAUCCGCACCCCCGACACCGGUUUCUUCACCAGGGGGGCAGUGCAGCGGUUCGCGCAGGACCCUUCACAACCCGCAAUACUAUAUAACCAUGACAAUGAGUACUUGCACUAUCAAGAUGACUGGUACAUUCUCUCAUCAAAAAUAGAGAACAAGGAAGAUGACUACAUAUUUGUGUACUACCGUGGAAGAAAUGACGCAUGGGAUGGAUAUGGUGGCGCUGUUGUGUACACAAGAAGCAAACAAUUACCUGAAACAAUAGUGCCUGAGCUAGAAAGGGCAGCGAAAAGUGUAGGGCGGGAUUUUUCCACAUUCAUCAGGACAGACAACACCUGUGGUCCUGAGCCUCCUCUUGUGGAUAGAAUCGAGAAGACUGUUGAGAAAGGAGAGAAGAUCAUCGUUGAUGAGGUGAAGGAGAUUGAGGGGGAGCUUGAGGGAGAAGUCGAGGAGCUGGAGAAGGAAGAGGAGACACUGGUUAAGAGGUUGGCUGAUGGCCUCACAGAGGUCAAACAGGAUGUGAUGAACUUCUUGCAGGGGUUAAGCAAGGAGGAAAUGGAACUUUUGGAUCAGCUGGACUUGGAGGCAACCCAGGUUGAGGAGUUAUUCAGCCGUUCCCUGCCAAUAAGGAAGCUAAGGUAGGCUAGUUCUAGCAGACAAUCCAAACUACGUAAGGAGGAUUUGCAGAACAGGGUGUCAUUCAGCAAUGAUAAAAAAUAGAAUCGAAUUGCCGAGGGAAUACCUACAAACUGCAGUAACAGGUUGUUCAACAGACAUCAGAAUUUUGGAUCUGAUAAUAUUUUACCCAUCUUCACAGCAUGUUCCCAGAUUAGCUUAUGUAUAAAGCAUCAGUAAGUAUGUAAUUUUCUAUCAAAAGAAGGUACAUAACUUUAUACAACUGUUGCUAAUAGGCUCUGGAAUGAUUAUAUCUUUUUCUGGGAAAUUUCAAAUUAUAUUAGUAUCC